AGGAAGUGGUCUCUGGGCCGUCGCCGCUACGGAAGCCGAGUUGGUUCGGUGGCUACGAUGGCAUCGGAGUGAGCGAGGCUGAGCCGAGCCGGAUCUCCGCGUGCGGCCGACCCGCCCUCCCUACCUUCCUACCUCCCCCAGCUCCAGCAUCCCCGGCCCAAGGAGUUUCCCGGAGCAGUCGCCGGGCGGCCGCCACCAUGGUGAAGGAGCAGUUUCGCGAGACGGAUGUGGCCAAGAAAAUAAGCCACAUCUGUUUUGGAAUGAAGUCACCUGAAGAAAUGCGGCAGCAGGCUCACAUCCAAGUUGUUAGUAAAAAUUUGUACAGUCAAGACAAUCACCACUCUCCCCUACUCUAUGGAGUUCUUGAUCAUAGGAUGGGUACGAGUGAGAAGGAUCGUCCUUGUGAAACCUGUGGGAAGAACUUAGCAGAAUGUUUGGGACACUAUGGAUACAUUGAUUUGGAAUUGCCAUGUUUUCAUGUGGGAUAUUUCAAAGCUGUUAUAGGUGUUCUACAGAUGAUCUGUAAAACUUGCUGCCACAUUAUGCUGUCCCAGGAGGAAAGAAAGCAAUUUUUAGAUUACCUGAAAAGGCCUGGUCUCACCUAUCUCCAAAAAAGAGGACUCAAAAAGAAAAUCUCUGACAAAUGCAAGAAAAAAAACACUUGUCAUUAUUGUGGAGCUUUUAAUGGCACUGUGAAGAAAUGUGGCUUGUUGAAGAUAAUUCAUGAGAAGUACAAAACCAAUAAAAAAGUAGUGGAUCCUGUCGUAUCCAAUUUCCUUCAGUCAUUUGAAACCGCCAUUGAAUAUAACAAAGAAGUUGAGCCCCUCCUAGGGAGGGCACAGGAAAAUUUGAAUCCCUUGGUAGUCUUGAACUUAUUUAAAAGAAUCCCAGCUGAAGAUAUUCCUCUCCUUCUAAUGAACCCAGAAGCAGGGAAACCUUCUGACUUGAUUCUCACACGCCUUUUGGUGCCUCCUUUGUGCAUCAGGCCCUCUGUUGUGAGCGAUCUGAAGUCUGGCACAAAUGAAGACGACUUGACCAUGAAACUGACAGAAAUCAUCUUCCUUAAUGAUGUUAUCAAAAAGCAUCGGAUAUCAGGUGCCAAAACACAAAUGAUCAUGGAAGAUUGGGACUUCCUGCAGCUCCAAUGUGCCCUCUACAUCAAUAGUGAACUCUCAGGUAUACCUCUCAAUAUGGCACCCAAGAAAUGGACCAGAGGUUUUGUUCAGCGUUUGAAAGGAAAGCAGGGUCGUUUUAGAGGAAAUCUCUCUGGAAAAAGAGUAGACUUUUCUGGCAGGACAGUCAUCUCACCUGACCCCAAUCUCCGAAUAGAUGAAGUAGCCGUGCCAGUUCAUGUGGCCAAAAUAUUAACUUUUCCUGAGAAGGUAAAUAAAGCGAACAUUAAUUUUAUGAGGAAACUUGUUAGAAAUGGUCCUGAAGUUCACCCAGGAGCCAACUUCAUUCAGCAACGACACAUGCAAAUGAAAAGGUUUCUAAAGUAUGGAAAUCGGGAGAAGAUGGCUCAGGAGCUCAAGUUUGGUGACAUCGUAGAGAGACAUCUCAUAGAUGGUGACGUUGUGUUAUUUAAUCGGCAGCCAUCACUACACAAAUUGAGCAUCAUGGCUCACUUAGCAAGAGUAAAACCACACCGAACCUUCAGAUUUAAUGAAUGUGUCUGUACACCCUACAAUGCUGAUUUUGAUGGAGAUGAAAUGAACCUUCAUUUGCCUCAAACUGAAGAAGCUAAAGCAGAGGCUCUUGUUCUGAUGGGGACAAAAGCAAACCUGGUAACACCAAGAAAUGGGGAACCACUCAUUGCUGCUAUUCAGGAUUUCUUAACAGGUGCCUAUCUUCUUACACUUAAAGAUACUUUCUUUGAUCGAGCUAAAGCUUGUCAGAUCAUUGCUUCCAUUCUAGUUGGCAAGGAUGAGAAGAUUAAAGUUCGCCUUCCACCCCCAACAAUUCUAAAGCCUGUUACCCUGUGGACUGGGAAACAAGUCUUCAGUCUCAUCCUUCAGCCCAGUGAUGAGAAUCCUGUGAGAGCCAACCUUCGAACAAAGGGCAAGCAGUACUGCGGCCGUGGAGAGGAUCUCUGUGUUAAUGACUCCUAUGUGACCAUCCAGAACAGUGAAUUAAUGAGUGGCAGCAUGGACAAAGGAACUUUAGGAUCAGGAUCCAAGAAUAACAUCUUUUACAUUUUGCUGAGAGAUUGGGGGCAGACUGAAGCUGCCGAUGCAAUGUCCCGGCUCGCGAGGCUGGCACCUGUUUAUCUGUCUAACCGAGGCUUCUCGAUUGGGAUUGGUGAUGUCACACCAGGUCAGGGACUGCUUAAGGCCAAGUAUGAAUUACUGAAUGCUGGCUACAAAAAAUGCGAUGAAUAUAUUGAGGCCUUGAAUACAGGCAAACUGCAGCAGCAGCCUGGGUGCACUGCAGAGGAGACAUUAGAGGCUUUAAUCCUUAAGGAACUCUCUGUAAUCCGAGACCAUGCUGGCAGUGCUUGCCUCCGAGAGCUGGAUAAAAGCAACAGCCCCCUGAUCAUGGCCCUUUGUGGUUCAAAAGGUUCUUUCAUUAAUAUAUCACAAAUGAUUGCUUGUGUGGGACAGCAAGCCAUCAGUGGUUCUCGAGUGCCAGAUGGUUUUGAGAAUAGGUCCUUACCUCACUUUGAGAAGCAUUCCAAGCUUCCAGCUGCCAAGGGUUUUGUUGCGAACAGCUUUUAUUCUGGUUUAACACCAACGGAGUUUUUUUUCCAUACAAUGGCUGGCCGGGAAGGGCUAGUUGAUACUGCUGUCAAGACAGCUGAGACGGGAUACAUGCAGAGAAGGCUUGUGAAAUCCCUCGAAGAUCUCUGCUCACAAUAUGAUCUAACUGUCCGAAGCUCUACUGGUGAUAUUAUUCAAUUUAUUUAUGGUGGAGAUGGUUUGGAUCCUGCAGCGAUGGAGGGGAAAGAUGAGCCCUUGGAGUUCAAAAGAGUCCUUGAUAACAUCAAAGCAGUCUUCCCAUGCCAGAGUGAACCAGCCCUCAGUAAAAACGAAUUGGUGCUAACAACCGAAUCAAUCAUGAAGAGAAAUGAGUUCCUCUGCUGCCAGGAAAGCUUUCUUCAGGAAAUAAAAAAAUUUAUUAAAAUUGUUUCUGAGAAGAUCAAGAAAACCAGAGAUAAAUAUGGCAUCAAUGACAAUGGAACAACAGAGCCACGUGUUUUGUACCAAUUGGAUCGGAUCACUCCUACCCAGAUAGAAAAGUUUCUUGAGACCUGUAGAGACAAAUACAUGAGAGCACAGAUGGAGCCUGGUUCUGCAGUAGGCGCACUCUGUGCUCAGAGCAUUGGUGAGCCUGGCACACAGAUGACCCUGAAGACCUUCCACUUUGCAGGGGUUGCCUCCAUGAACAUCACUCUAGGAGUGCCCCGUAUCAAAGAAAUCAUCAAUGCUUCCAAAGCCAUCAGCACUCCAAUCAUCACAGCCCAACUAGACCAGGAUGAUGAUGCUGACUAUGCCCGGCUUGUAAAAGGACGAAUUGAGAAAACUCUCUUGGGAGAGAUUUCUGAAUACAUCGAAGAAGUAUUUCUUCCUGAUGAUUGUUUUAUUCUUGUCAAGCUGUCAUUGGAACGAAUUAGACUUCUGAGACUAGAAGUGAAUGCUGAAACUGUGCGUUACUCCAUUUGCACAUCAAAACUUCGCGUAAAGCCUGGAGAUGUGGCUGUCCAUGGGGAGGCUGUACUCUGUGUUACCCCAAGAGAGAAUAGCAAGAGCUCCAUGUACUAUGUGCUGCAGUUUCUGAAAGAAGAUUUGCCAAAGGUUGUGGUACAAGGUAUCCCAGAGGUGGCAAGAGCUGUGAUACACAUUGAUGAGCAGAGUGGAAAGGAGAAGUACAAGCUGCUGGUGGAAGGUGACAACCUCAGAGCUGUCAUGGCAACUCACGGCGUCCAAGGCACCAAGACAACAUCAAAUAAUACAUAUGAGGUAGAGAAAACUCUGGGCAUUGAAGCUGCACGAUCUACUAUUAUUAAUGAAAUCCAGUACACAAUGGUCAACCAUGGUAUGAGCAUUGAUAGGAGACACGUCAUGCUGCUUUCAGAUUUAAUGACCUACAAGGGUGAAGUUCUGGGCAUUACUAGAUUUGGCCUGGCCAAAAUGAAGGAAAGUGUGCUUAUGCUUGCUUCCUUUGAAAAGACUGCUGACCAUCUCUUUGAUGCCGCCUACUUUGGGCAGAAGGAUUCUGUGUGCGGUGUUUCUGAGUGCAUUAUCAUGGGAAUCCCAAUGAACAUUGGAACUGGACUCUUCAAGCUGCUGCAUAAAGCCGACAGGGACCCAAACCCUCCCAGAAGGCCACUCAUCUUCGAUACAAAUGAAUUUCAUAUUCCUCUCGUCACAUAGCAUAUGCUAGAGAGUGGAGCAGAGACAGUCCUGACCUCGAGCUCCCUUUCUGUGCCACCCAUAUAGAAAGGAAGGAGCUUGGAGGCUGUUGCCAUGUUAAGACAGUAUUGUCCUCCCCAGAGCCAAGCAGAGAGCUGCCUGAUGUCAACAAUGACAGGAUGUGUGCACUGAGGAGCAGCUCCUCACAGACACUGGAUUUCAGCAGAUCAUUUUGGGGACUUGAAACAUGCCAACAUUUUUGAGAGCCAAUGACCUGGAAACUCACUGCUCUGAAGAACCUGCUCUUUUGAGGUCUCUUUCUUUGGGCAUCUCAAUGCCUGGUCCUUCCCAUCCUAAUUCUAGUAGACAUUUGCCAUAAAGUCUGUAAAGUCUUAUUUGAGGACCUGUUAGACAUGCCACUUGGUUUUCUUUAUGGCAAGCCUCUCCUCUAAUGAUGUCCAUAGUUCUUAGCUCAAAACGUCUUCCUGCUGGUGCUGUAGAUGUCAAGUAACCAAAGCAGCCACUGCCAGAGGGACCCUUCUCCAGCCUUUUGUUUCUUUGGAUGGAGGGAUUUCCCAAUGGGAUAUACUUGGGUAAAAAUAAUUAUUGUUAUUUAUUUGAUUGGUUUCGAGGGUUCAGUUUUUUUUGGAGGGUUUGGUUUUUGAGUACAAGGAACUACAAAACCAGGAUUGAAGUAGUACUGGAAAAACUGGUUAAAGAGACUGCAGUAUAGGCUCUAUAACAGAGCUUGGAUUUUCUGGAAACGUGGAGUUGCUCAUGGGAACCUUUUGCUGCCCCAGAAGGACCUAGGUUUACUCUUCUCCCCUUCUCCCACUUAGCAUUGCCCCUGGCCACAAGGUGUUUUGAGUGACUCCCACUUGAAGCAGAUGACCCUUCAGACUCUCAGAAAGGUCUUUGCAGAGUUCAGGACCUUUGGAGGUAGAGACUAGGCCCUUUGGGGGAACUUUUGUGUACCAAGAACAGGAAAUCAAGGCACAAUAGGUAGACUAUUCCCCUGCUGGCUUUCCUGCUCUCCUGAGCUGACUGUAGCACAAGUCAGGAAAAUAGGAGGGAAAACUUUGAUCCAACCAAGGUGAACCCUUGGAAAGGAAAGGCCAAUAGCCUGUUGGCUAUUGAGAAGUUGUCCCAAAGAAAGAGGUCUGGGGAAGGGAAAAUUCAGAGAAAAAGCACUGGCUUUUUUUUUUUUCUUAAAAAGAAAGUUUCAUUUCUUGAUAUGAAAAUGACUAGUUUUAUCAAGCUCACAAAUUAAAUAUUAUAGGUUAAAUUAAAUGUUUAAAUAGUGAAGUAUAUGUAUACAUGUAUUAUAUUUCUCACCAUGGAGUUAGACAUAUCCCUGAAAGUAUGCUUAUGCCUUUGGAUGUAUAAACAGAGUUGCUUAGUGGGGACAGGGCAGUUUGGGGGUCACAAAGUCCUAGAUCUAAGUCUCACUUUAACACAUAAUGCUGUAUGACAAAGGAUGAGUCAUCUAACUUUCCAAUAUCCCCAGGCAACUGCCUAUUACUGUAAAUGAAAGAAUUGCCAAAUCUGAUUGGGAGAAGGAGCUACCAUGUUGGUAGUUUCUCACACUGAUAAAAUCACCAGUCUAAGCCACCAGAAAGCAGUGUAUCUGAACACAGGCAGAUGUACAUCCAUGCAUAGACAUAGGUGGGUGGUUUGGAUGGAUGGGGGUGGGGGUGGGGGGGAGCAUGCAUGGGAUUUGGAGACAAGGUCAGGCAUCAAAUCCUGGCUUUGCCUGUCUAACUUUGAGGGAAUCCCAUUUCUCUCGGCCUUCACUUCCUCCCCUAAAAAGGAAGGGACUAAACUAGAUAUUUAGGCCUCCUCGCUCUAAGCCCUGUGAUCCUUUGUGAGAGAAGCAGUCUUGCCUUGGAGGGGUUAGAGGGGGCCACCCCAAGAGAGGGAGGCAAGAAAGGGGAGUGGUGACAUACCACAUUUGGCAGCAUCAGGCUUCUUGUGGAGGGGGUGGGGGGUAUGUAAAUGUACUGUUACAAGAAGUACACAUCAGGGCUUUGUACAAAUGAAGCAGCAGGGUACCCCAGGAAAACCCAUUCUUAAUCAUCUGCUUAGAUUGCUGCACAAUGACUGCAUAAUUGCUAGUGGAGUUUUCAAGGCUUUUGAGGGGGUUUUGUGCCAUAUAUGAAAGAAGGGUAAGUAGCCUGCCAUCAAGAGAGGAGACUGGAUUUUGCUCCAGGAGACAAUGUGUUCUUUGUACAGAAUUUGCUCAUUAAGACUGGCAAAGAGCCAGAGAGAAGAAGUGAAAAAUGGAGAUGGCAGCAGCUCAGCCCCUCCCUCCCUAGAACCUUCUGUGCGGGCCCCUCCUUUGUUCUUCCCUGAAGAGAUGUGUCUCAUACCCCAGAAAUAUGCCCCAAGGUCCAAUGCCCUCCCCAUGGCAGGGCCUCAGGACCAUCCUUGAAGCCAGAGCUUUGGCCAGGGCUACAGGGCACAGUCUUCCCCAUUUUCUCCCAUAAUCUUUUAUGUGAGGGGGAAGGGGCUGAGACCUAUCUAUGAAAUUACUUGAUUUGAUGUUAAGUAUCUUAAAGGUCACAGGCAUUUGGAUAGGUAAGAAAAAUGGAAGACCAAAAGGUCCAGGGAAAAUCUAGGGAAGGCCCAAAGAAUUGUAGGGUUGAAUGGUCAGACCUGAGUAUAGUUUGGGGGGGGGGAGGGUAUUGUGGGAGGCCUUAAGAAAUGCUUAAUAAAAAUUAAAGAAUCAUAGAGGUAAGAAGCAGAAGGAAUGGAUAUUUGAAAUCAUCUUGUCCAGCCUUAUUUUUCAGGCAAGGAAAGCCUGUUGAUGCUAAAUAACAUGUGCAAAAUGACAGGAAGUAAAUGACCACACAAGGUUUUGAAAUCCAUCCCUUUCAGUCUGAAUUUAGUAUUCUUUUCACUGUGUACCAUGCUAGUUCUGUAGAUUCCCAUAAUUAUUUAAAAGUUGAAUAUAUUGAGUUAGCUCUUCCCUACAUGCAGCUGAAAAGAAAUGGGAUUAUGAAUUCCUAGCAUGAGUUGAAAUUGUUUCUUGUCAGUGAAAUGAUCAGAUUAAAAUUUCUAUUACAAAAGUUUUCCCAAAUCUGCCAUUUCAUCCUUUGAACUUUCUCAGAAACUUAGAGGAUGACCAUCUAGUGUGAAUUUUUAACAUUCGGCUCAACUAUUUUUGUGAUUAAGACAACUUUAACCAAGUGUUAGUUUGAUUCAAACAUUAGCCAGUGGACAUUGGAUUGGGAGUGACCUGUACCUAUUGAUCAAUCCUGUUCUCAGGAAAAGAAAAGAUGCCCAUUAAUUGUAUGCCAAUGGUUGAUAAAGUGGAGGGAGAAUUAUUUUGUUGCUGUAAAGAAAAUUAUAAAAACCAGUCAAAGGUUUCAAAUCGGCCAAUCUGCUGAGUUUACCUUAGGUCAGUGAUGGCAAACCUUUUAGAGACCAAGUACCCAAACUGCAGCCCUCAUGCCACAUGGGAUACUCUGGCCUUACCCCAGACAGGGAAGGGAGGAAGUGUUCCCACUGGGCUGCUGGACAAAGGGGUGGAGAAUGGGAGAAAUAUCUUCAGGUGCACAUGGAGAAGGGAAGGAAGCAGUCCCCUCUGGCACACUCCAGCACAAGUGCCAUAGGUUUACCAGCAUGGCCUUGGUCAACUAGCUGGGGCUGGCAAAAAAUGCUUCUAGUUUCUAGGUUAAAUAUAGAGCUCUCAUUUGAGUUCUAGAGGUGUCAGCCUUUACCUUUCCUGUUUGUCCUGUAGAAUGAGGAAUUUCCAGUAAUAUAUUUCUGUGAAUAAUAAAGUGACUUUACAUUGCAAAUCAAGAAAGGUAUUUUAAUUGGCUACUCAGGAUUGAGAGCUGUAAGACUAUUAUAAUUAUGAUCAAUGAAUGUAGUCUAGACAGUGAUAGAAGCCAGGAUAUAAUAUGGAACUCUUAAUUUAGAAAAUUAUUCUUGUUUGCAUGCUUUAACACAAAAACAACUAGAAAAUAGGGACUGAAUGGCAUGUAGCCUUCAAUCAGCUCCAUUCAGAAGACAAGAAAUAUGGGAAUAUAAUGAGACCCGAGACUCCUUACUAGGGGCUAUCACAGUGUUGGUAGCCCUGGCUUCCUCUCCUUUUUUUUUUUUUAAACCCAUAACUUCCAUCUUAGAAUCAGUACUGUGUAUUGGUUCCAAAGCAGAAGAGCAAUAAGAGCUAGUAAGGGAUAGGGUGUUAAAUGACUUGCCCAGGGUCACCUAGCUAGGAAUUUCUCCCCCUUUCUUGCCCUAAAGCACCACUCUGAAUUGAACAAGAAGCCCUAGUUUGAAAAGUCUUUUAAUGUCUCCAUUCCUCAAUUUAUCUCAUCCAUCAAGGCUCAAAAAUGCUAAGACUAAAUGGACAAUCAAACUCAAUGAUUACAGGCAGACACUUAAAAUUCCUUCAUCUACAAUUGUCCUGAACUAUUAACCCAAGACAAGCCUCACAACAACAUGUCUACCUAUUCUGAAAUCAGAAAAUUGUGACGUGCUGCAGGGGAGCUUCUCAGUGCAUUUUGUGUGCACAGUUUUUUACUUUAAAGUUUUAUUUUCUCCCAGAUGUGACUAUUGUGAAAAUUGAGUGGAGCAUUUGCUUUUGUGCAACCUUAGGUCAAAAUUAAAUGUGAAUUCUAUUUCAUGUAUUCUAUACUGGACCAAAUAGUUUUAAAUUUCUGGAAUUAUUUGAAGGAAAAGAAAUGCUCUAAAUUCCAUCUCACAUUAAAGUAUAUUUAUUCUUGAGAA
Molecule: messenger RNA, 9086 nt
Organism: Monodelphis domestica (gray short-tailed opossum)
Lineage: Eukaryota; Metazoa; Chordata; Mammalia; Didelphimorphia; Didelphidae
Gene: POLR3A
Product: RNA polymerase III subunit A
Biological process (GO): DNA-templated transcription
Molecular function (GO): DNA binding; DNA-directed RNA polymerase activity
Source: RefSeq, a predicted model, not a curated record